AUGGGUGCAUCAGCUACUGAUGCGCAGGCGCAGGCCGACCAAGAACGAAAACUCAAGAAGGAGGCUCGCAAAGCUGAGCGCAAGGCAAAGAAGUUGGCAGAGUCUCUGGAGAAAGAAGCUGGAGACGGAGAAGAAAAGUCUGCCAAAACCAAAAAGGUUAAAAAGGCAGAUAAGAACCCUGCCCUAGAGGCACAAAUUCUGCUGGCAGAGAAGAAUCGUGAUGAGUACUUGGAGAAGUCGAAGACUCUUGAGGCUGAGGCUCAGAAGUUGUUGAAGCAAGCUGAAGAGGCAACCAAGAUGUACAAGCAGAUUACUAAAGCUCUCGAGAAAGUAACUGAGAGCGGCGACAGCAAACUCCUUGUGAGCCUCAUCGGCGACGGCGGCCACGAUGUCGGCCCUCCAAGUGAUGAAGACGACAACGAGACCAAGGAGCAGGAGACCAAGAGUGAGAAGAAGAAGGAUAAGAAGAAGAGAAAGAGUGGCGAUGUCGAGAUAGCCAAGGUGGAAGCAGCUGCACCUACUCAAGAGGCCAGCGAUGCCGACGAGAAACCCAAGAAGAAGAAGAAGCAUUCGAAGUCGCAGUCCGAGGCGACUGACGGCAAGAGAAAGAGGCAGGAUGACGCGGCCGAAGCACCGGCCGGCAAGAAGGAAAAGAAGGAGGAGAUCAAUAUCGAGGGCCUCGAAGGAGGAUCCGCACGCCAAGAUAAGUUUCUCAGACUCCUAGGGGGCAAGAAGGCCGGCGCCAGUAUUGCGAAGCCAGGCAGCAUCGCCGCUAGUAAGAAUGACUCAGUCAAGGCCGAGGCAGCCAUCCAGCGCCAGUACGAGGCCGGUAUGCAACUGAAGGAAAGCGGCCACAAACGCCGUGGUUUGGGUGCGUAG
Molecule: messenger RNA, 879 nt
Organism: Trichoderma asperellum CBS 433.97
Lineage: Eukaryota; Fungi; Ascomycota; Sordariomycetes; Hypocreales; Hypocreaceae
Source: RefSeq, a predicted model, not a curated record